CUGCCAGUUAACAGUUCGAGAACGAUGCUGCCUGUACUUUGGAAUAAGUCUGCCACCAACUCUGCAGGUCACUACCAUCGCCAUACUAUCGAAACUAGAAGCCAUAAUACCUGCUGGAAAUGUUAGGUCAUGGUGAGGUCAGGUGCCCGCGCCCUUGGAUCGGUCGGAAGCAUCCGCUGCGUUCCAUCUCCGAGCAGACAUCGCAGACAUCGCAGACAUCACAGACAUCACAGACAUCACUAGCAUCUCGGGAAUCGAUCUGCCACCCUCCAAUUCGUUGAGAUUGAAUCCCCGCUUCAUCAUGGCCCGCGCUGCAAUGAGCAAACUGUCCUGGGAGAGUCAUGUUCUUCGUCCCGUGCAGAACGCGCCCCCCGCCAUCAUCCCCACACUCAUCUACGGCACGGCUUGGAAGAAAGAUCAGUCCGCCGAUUUGGUGCAUCAGGCUCUCGGCGCUGGCUUCCGCGCCGUUGACACCGCAGCCCAACCCAAGCACUACCGGGAAGACUUGGUCGGAGGAGGCAUACGCAGGGCCCUCCAGGACGGUUACGUCCGACGCGAAGAUCUCCAUGUCCAAACCAAAUUUACGUCCGUCAAUGGCCAGAGCCCGGAUGAUAUGCCAUAUGACCCCAAGGCCUCGGUGACCGAGCAGGUCCAUGCAUCCAUCAGGUCAUCGCUGCAUAAUCUCCGGCCGUCCGAUACGCCUGACAGUACAAAUGAUGCAUAUAUCGACAUGCUCAUUCUGCAUUCCCCGCUACCGACGAUGUCCCAGACGCUGGAGGCCUGGUCGACUUUUGAGACGUAUGUGCCCCAUCAGAUCCGCAACUUGGGAAUAUCCAACACCAGUCUGUCCAUCCUCGAGGAGCUAUUCUCCCAUGCAACAGUGAAGCCCGCCGUGGUGCAGAACCGAUUCUAUGCCGACACAGAAUACGAUGUGCCCUUGCGGGCUUUCUGCCGGGAGAAUCAGAUCAUCUACCAAAGCUUCUGGACGCUGUCGGCCAACCCCGAAUUGGUGCGCUCAAAUGUCGUUCAGCUUCUCGCUCAUGAAGCAGACAUCUCGCCGGCCGCAGCUUUAUACUGUCUUGUUCUAGGCUUAGGAUAUACCACAGUGCUGGACGGCACGACCAAGCGGCCUCAUAUGGAGGCGGACCUGGCUGCGCUGCAGAAGAUUGAACAAUUUACGGAGGACCAGCCAGAACUAUGGCAGAGGAUCCUGGGACGAUUCCAGCAAUUGACUGGAGACCAUGAGGCGUGAUUUGCGAUCCUGCCUUUCCAACAGGUUGGAUGUUUUCUCUCUCAGUCACCUUGUACAGCAGUGCCUGGCUUGGUCCAGUACAUGGUUCCGGUGAAUGUAAAAAUUUGAAGCAGCAGAAAUCGAUAGAAGCACCUUGAAGCCUCUGGAAGUGAAACAAACUCUGGAUCAACACAGUUGAAGACGGAUCAAAUCGAGGCCGCAAAGAUUGAUGGGCGGUGAUUGGACAAUGGGAUAGUGGGGAGCUUUCCGUGCCAAAAAUUAAUUAGUAGGAUGUAGACUCCGCCGGCGGACUUAAUUGUAGCGGUCAACGGCGGGGGUUUCGGUGCAUUGGCUGUUUCGUUCACUGUAAGCAAGCGAGUGAGUUUGCACCCAACGUGAAUCGAGGCUUUAUUCCUUGAG
Messenger RNA from Aspergillus sclerotioniger CBS 115572, 1651 nucleotides. RefSeq names its product putative aldo-keto reductase (AKR). The record is from RefSeq and is a predicted model, not a curated record. Bases 302 to 1252 code for a protein of 316 amino acids. NCBI's taxonomy places the organism in Eukaryota, Fungi, Ascomycota, Eurotiomycetes, Eurotiales, Aspergillaceae. Gene Ontology annotation, molecular function: aldose reductase (NADPH) activity. The transcript is spliced from 2 exons. Gene Ontology annotation, cellular component: cytosol.